CAAUGUAUAGGCUACUCAUGUCAUGUCUAAACCAUUUUAACAAUCAAAUAGCUCCCACAAGCUGUGUUUAAGAUCCAGCAAUCAAAGCGACGUUGACAUCUGAUUGCAUAAACCUAACAGUAUGUAUAAAACGACAUCCUCCGUCAUAAAAGCGUAUGGCUUUGCUAUUAAAAGAUGACUUGUAAAAUGGUGGCCAUUUGCAGUGGUGCACCAGGCUUCCACUGCCCCGCAUUGUUCUGCCUCAUUGUCACGUGACCGUGGCGUCCAAUCCCGUCCCAGUCUUCAUUCAACUUAUUAGAGGUCCGUAGUUCACAGUGAAGUCAAGGAGUUACUUGAUUUCUGCGGAUUCCGCCUUUGUGUGCGUUUUACAGUGGGUGUGUACGCCCGGUUGCGGCGGAUUUUAGAUGCUUUGUGAUGUCGACAUUAGGGACACUGAGUUACUACGCUGAUACGCACAUUACGCACGAGACUGAUGAUCAUUUGGCAUCCAGAUAUUCCUCGGGAGCUGCUUUGCACCAGACGAGAGAGCUCGCGCUUCCCGAGUAUGGCGACCAGGAACAGUGCCCCUUUCAGACCAAAUCUGCCAUUUUCGGGGCACCGUGGAGUUCAGUUGCUGAUCCAGCGCUCCGCGCCUCCUCGAGCGCGUAUCAUCCCUACGCACACCAGCCAUGCCCGACGGGGGAAGGCGACGGAAUGGCUCUGCGCGCCUGGACCCUGGAACCGGUAUCUGCACCGCUGUCAUACUCGGGAUUGGCCACGAACGUGCAUCACGAGAUUAAACCGGAGCCUCUGUCGGGUGGCAACGGCUGCACCACUCUGGAACCACCGACGCUGGUCGCGGACAUCGACGAAGACAGUUGUAUAGCAGAGCAAGAGACGCAGCGCAACACCGCGUCCGGUUUUCCCCAGAGCAACGCCGAGAAAAGUGCCACUGCAGCUGACGAGAAGCCAGAUGUCGAGCCAAAUAACCCCGCGUCCAACUGGCUCCAUGCGAGCUCGACCCGGAAAAAGCGCUGCCCGUACUCCAAGCACCAGACGCUCGAGCUGGAGAAGGAGUUCCUCUUUAACAUGUACCUCUCCCGUGACCGCAGGUACGAGGUGGCGCGGGUGCUCAACCUCACUGAGAGGCAGGUGAAAAUCUGGUUCCAAAACCGCCGAAUGAAGAUGAAGAAGUGUAAUAAAGAACGACCUAAACACCACUGAGCCAAUGGAGAGCAGAUGGACAGACAGACAGACAGACAGAGUGAGAGAGACAGAGAGAGCGAGAGCCGUUUGGGACUGUGGACAGCUUAGCUCUUACCGAAAUGUCGAGUUCUCCCGCACCGUGAAAUGUACGGUGGUGUUAAGGUCUAAGGUCCUAUAGGCCGGGCUAACGUUUCCUGGGCCACGGGGGUCAUUGAUUGGUGUGUUGGUGUUUUUGCGCACAGGCUUUCUGUGGAUAUCCGUUACGUGAUCUCUGGUAGCUGCUGUUUUUAUAGCGUUUAAUGUUUGUCUUUUCCGUUUCCCAUCAGCCAAUGACUUGGUUGAGUAUUUCCGUUCUUGUGUUCAGGGAGUGUAGCGACAUGGUCUCUAUUUAAUGCUGUUUACUGCAUGUUCGUUUGCCCUUAUUGUCUUUUCUGUGUAGUUUUGUGAUUUGGUGUUAUGUGUUGACUACCUAUGUUUUCUAACUACCUACUUGCAUCAAAAGUCUCGAAGAAAUGUUGAGGACUGACUUUGUGAGUUUGAAUUUACAUGUUUUUGUAUUGAGGCAGAACUUCAAUUCUGUGAGAUUUUUUAAAGCGUAUAGCACUGGACACAUAGAAAGUACCUCAUUGAAUUAAUGUUAUUUUGACUUAAGGCAAAGGUCAGUUAUUGGAAAAAAAGAAAACGAAAUAAAAUGAUCACUGUAAAUAAA
This is a messenger RNA of Alosa alosa (allis shad), 1894 nucleotides long. It is a transcript of the gene hoxa9b, whose product is annotated as homeobox A9b. Lineage: Eukaryota; Metazoa; Chordata; Actinopteri; Clupeiformes; Clupeidae. The transcript is spliced from 2 exons. Bases 415 to 1203 code for a protein of 262 amino acids. The record is from RefSeq and is a predicted model, not a curated record. Gene Ontology annotation, molecular function: RNA polymerase II cis-regulatory region sequence-specific DNA binding; DNA-binding transcription factor activity, RNA polymerase II-specific. Gene Ontology annotation, cellular component: nucleus. Gene Ontology annotation, biological process: regulation of transcription by RNA polymerase II; DNA-templated transcription; embryonic skeletal system morphogenesis.